UGGGGGCGCGAGCAGAGGCGGGGCCUCGAGACCCUGCCUGGUUGCUGGCUGGGUAGAGACAGGAAGCCACUGCAUUUCAGUCUUCCUCACCUCAACCUCUCCGGGUUCGAAUUCAGCCUCUGGAUUUCAGCCUCCAGAGUAACUACCUCGAGAAGGGAGAGCAUCUGCUUCUGGAGCUACUUCUCCUGAGGGAUCACUCCAGAAAGGGUGACAGGAACUGCAGGUGCCCUCCCUGAGCAGUGAGGACUGGUGGUCUUCGCCGAGGGAGCCACGGAUCCUGAAAGAGGACACUGGUAGGGUUGGGAUCAGAGCUGUCUCUGGCCCUGUGGCCUCCAUGCUCUUGUCAUGGCUAACAGGACUAGGGACUGGAAUGAUCUUUCUGCACUGCGUGCAGAGACUUCUUUUCCCUUAUUUCUGGGAUGAUUUCUGGUUCCUGCUGAAGGUGGUGCGCUUUGGAAUUCAGACUGCAAAGUACAAACGGAGAGGCGAGCUGGUCACUGUGCUGGAUAAAUUCCUGAGCCAUGCCAAGAGGCAACCCCAGAAACCUUUCAUCAUUUAUGAAGGAGACAUCUACACUUACCAGGAUGUGGAUAAAAGGAGUAACAAAGUGGCCCGUGUCUUCCUGAACCACUCCUCACUGGAAAAGGGGGACACUGUGGCUUUGCUGAUGAGUAAUGAGCCUGACUUCGUUCACAUGUGGUUUGGCCUGGCUAAGCUGGGCUGCGUGGUGGCCUUCCUCAACUGCAACGUUCGCGCCAACUCCCUUCUGCAUUGCAUUCGCACCUGUGAGCCCAAGGCCCUAGUGGUGGGCGCAGAUUUGCUUGGCAUUAUAGAAGAGAUCCUUCCCAACCUCCCCCAAAAUGUCAGUGUUUGGGGGAUGAAAGAUUCUGUUCCCCAAGGUGUGAUUUCACUCACACAAAAACUGAGCACGUCAUCUGAGGAGCCUGUGCCACGCAGCCAUCGAAUUGCCUCAAACCUCAAAUCUACUUGCCUUUAUAUUUUUACCUCUGGAACAACAGGACUACCAAAAGCAGCUGUGAUUAGUCAGUUGCAGGCUUUAAAAGGAUCUGCUGGAUUGUGGGCUUUUGGUUGUACAGCUGAUGACAUUGUUUAUAUAACUCUUCCUUUGUAUCAUAGCUCAGGAUCUCUCCUGGGAAUUGGUGGAUGUGUUGAGUUGGGUGCCACUUGUGUGUUGAAGAAGAAAUUCUCAGCAAGUCAAUUUUGGAACGAUUGCAAGAAGUAUAAUGUGACUGUGUUUCAGUAUAUUGGAGAACUGUGUCGCUACCUUUGCAAACAACCCAAGAGAAAAGGUGAAAAGGAUCAUCAGGUGCGUCUGGCAGUUGGAAAUGGUAUACGGAGUGAUGUGUGGAGACAGUUUUUAGACAGGUUUGGAAAUAUUAAGAUGUGUGAACUUUAUGGAGCUACUGAAGGGAACAUUUGCUUUAUGAACCACACAGGGAAAAUUGGAUCUGUUGGAAGAACAAAUUUCUUUUACAAACUUUUUUUCAAUUUCCACUUGAUAAAGUAUGAUUUUCAGAAAGAUGAACCUUUGAGAAAUGAACAGGACUGGUGUAGCCAAGUAAAAAAAGGAGAACCUGGACUUCUCAUUUCUCGUGUGAAUAAAAAGAAUCCCUUCUUUGGUUAUGCUGGGUCUUAUAGGCACACACAAAAUAAAUUACUCUUUGAUGUUUUUAAGAAGGGAGAUGUUUACUUUAACACAGGAGACCUAAUGGUCCAAGAUCAGGAGAAUUUCCUUUAUUUUUGGGACCGUAUUGGAGAUACUUUCAGAUGGAAAGGAGAAAAUGUUGCAACCACAGAGGUCGCCGAUGUUAUUGGGAUGUUGGAUUUCAUACAGGAAAUAAACGUCUAUGGUGUAGCUGUAUCAGGUUAUGAAGGAAAAGCUGGAAUGGCUUCUAUUAUUUUAAAACCAAAUAAAUCUUUAGACUUAGAAAAAAUUUAUGAACAAGUUGUAACAUCUCUACCAGCUUAUGCCUGCCCACGAUUUUUAAGAAUUCAGGUACUUUUUUUGAGGAAAAAAUGGAAACCACAGGGACAUUCAAGCUACAGAAGUUUCAGUUGGUGGAAGAAGGAUUUAAUCCUCUGAAAAUUUCUGAUCCACUUUAUUUUAUGGAUAACUUGAAAAAAUCUUAUGUUCCAUUGACCAUAGAACUUUAUAAUCAGAUAAUGUUAGGGAGGAUAAAACUUUAAGCUUUUGUAUACAUGGAAUUUUCGUGUACUUUGCUAGGAAGACUGAGAGAGAGUACAGAUACUCCUUGACUUACAAUGGGAUUAUGUUCUGAUAAACCCAUCAUGAAUUGGAAAUAAAUAAAAAUACAUUUAAUACACUUAAUCUAUCAAACAUCAGCUAGAAGCUGUAUAUAUGUGAAUCUUCACUCUGAAAUAGGUAAAAGUGACUAAUUAUUAAGCGCAUGCUUUGUUUCCUUAGAAUGAUUUUUUAAUUUAGAAAAACAUUUGCUUUAAUAGAUAUAAACUCUAGUUGACUUUUAUCUAUUUGGGGAUUUUCAGUGUAUAACUAAAUAUUUGUCUUGAUAUUAAAUAUUUUAAAUAGUAAAUAAGCAGUUAACCAUUUAGACAAUCAUUGAGAAGUAAAGUUUCUAAUGUAAAGUUUCUAAUUUUUA
Sciurus carolinensis (gray squirrel) is the source of this 2639-nucleotide messenger RNA. It is a transcript of the gene Slc27a6, whose product is annotated as solute carrier family 27 member 6. The record is from RefSeq and is a predicted model, not a curated record. Gene Ontology annotation, molecular function: long-chain fatty acid transmembrane transporter activity; long-chain fatty acid-CoA ligase activity. NCBI's taxonomy places the organism in Eukaryota, Metazoa, Chordata, Mammalia, Rodentia, Sciuridae. The transcript has 12 exons. The coding region runs from base 335 to 2104 and encodes 589 amino acids.